AUGGAACCAACUUCUCCGCCUCCUCAUCCUACCACAGUGCCUGAAAAUCCGCGAAAGGGGAUUCUCAGGCGUCCAAAACCCUCUUUCCCAGAAGAUCUGAACUUCAUUCAAGAAGGCGUUGCGCCAAUCAAAGAUGCAACAAAACCCGGUAUUCCUCCAGGGGCACGGUGGACAAAGAUUGAUAGAAGACUUGUUAAUCCGGAAGCUCUAGAAGCUGGAAGAGAGCGUUUUGAAGAACGCUCAGAUUAUGUCAUUGUUUUGCGUGUUCUCUCAAAAGAGGAGAUUCAAAAUUACGCGGUCAAGACGCAAGAAAUUCGAGACGGGCGCCAGAGACAGGUCCAAGAAAAAGGGAAGGAACGGCAUAAACUCAAUAAAAAACAGGUGCAGGACACAUCCGACGCAGGUGCGCAAUCUGACACCGUUGAAACUAAAAACAGCGGUUCACUCCUGACGCUCAUCACGUGA
Molecule: messenger RNA, 465 nt
Organism: Penicillium nucicola
Lineage: Eukaryota; Fungi; Ascomycota; Eurotiomycetes; Eurotiales; Aspergillaceae
Exons: 2
Coding region: 1-465 (154 amino acids)
Source: RefSeq, a predicted model, not a curated record